CAAGCGCCUGCUUCCAGACAUUGCACCGACUAAAAUCUGCAUAGAUUGGUCUCACACGCACCAACAUGAUUCUCAACUUGACUCUUAAUUCCCUUCUCCUGAUUUUGUUGUGUCUGCCCUUGCAGUCCACAGACGCAAUUACAUAUAAAGAAACGUUGCGAAUGGGCCAAGUACUUGGAGCCUCAGAUACCUUGGUAUCUGCUAAUGGCAAUUUCGAACUGCGAUUUUUCCGUAAAGAGAAUCCAACCAGGUACUAUGCAGGGAUACGGCUCAAGAAAGUUCCUGGAGAGAAUAUUGUUUGGGUUGCGAGCAGAAAGCACCCAGCCACCGAUUCCAAAGCGGUUCUUACUGUUGAUAAUAGGGACGGAAAUCUUGUAAUUAAGGAUGACGGAGUGGAAUACCAGGUCACCGACAUUUCCGAUAUCAGCAGUACAUAUGUUAUGCUCUUGGAUUCGGGUAAUCUCUUGCUAGUGAACAACUCCAACUUGAAUGUUUUAUGGCAAAGUUUCGACCACCCCACAGAUACCCUUGUUCCUGGAAUGAAAGUAGGAUUUGACGUUGAAUCAGGAAACAAUUGGUCCUUGAUAUCAUGGGCAAGUGUAGAUGACCCAAGUCCUGGAAUUUUCUCUCUUCAAGUUGGCGGGUCCAACGACGGGCGUAGGCUAAUCAUCAAGAGAAAUUCUGACACAUAUUGGGUUGGCGAUGUGCUAACAGAUUUCUUGUUUCAACGUUCUGAUAACAUAAACAAUGCUACAGGGGAUGUGGGCUAUUUCGUUUGGCAAGGGAACUAUACUUCUCGAUUGGUUCUGGAAGUUUCUGGGGAGCUUAACCAGCAAAUAUGGUCGUCUCAUAACAAGCAGUGGGUUUCUUUGCUGUCAUCCAAGUGCAGAAUAGAUGCAUGCGGAAAUUUUGGCAUUUGUAAUCCACAAGCCCUUGAUCCUUGCGAGUGUUUUCCAGGUUUUAGGCCGCACGAUGAAGAUUCUUGGAAGAAGGGGAACACAAAAGCAGGUUGUGUGAGGAAAACAGAGUUGCUCUGCAGAGACGGGAGCAGUAAUGGACCGCCUGACGGGUUUUUUCCAUUUAGCGGAGUGUAUUUUCCUUCCGCUAGUCUGCUUCCCCUCAAAAUUCAGAACGCAUACAAAUGUCAAAGAUAUUGCUCAACCAAAUGUAAUUGCGUGGCCUAUGUUUACGAUGUCUCGGGUCGCUGCUUAAUAUGGCUUAAUCAAUUGCUGAACUUCAAAAACAUCUCGGUAGACGUUGGAGGAAAUAAUUCUAGACCAAGUUUCUAUCUCAAAGUUGCUGGUUCUGAGUUGAUUAGCAAUGUGUCGAAUGCAGGGAAUAAUCGAGAUCAUAAGCCUAAUCAAAGCCGGAAGAAGUUACUAACAGUUGUAAUAGUUAUCUUAUUUGUUGCACUGCUUAUAGCAGCUCUAUUUGCUUACUACUGCCGGAGGAGAAAGCUUAGGGGAGAAGGGGAGGAUCUGCUACUGUUUGAUCCAGGUAUGAGCAUGAAAGUUGAGAUGUCAGAGCUUACUGAUGUCGAUAAGGCUGGAAGAGUUAACAGGAGUGAUGUCAAGUUGCCAUUGUUUAGUUUUGCAAGCGUUUCUGCAGCAACUAAUAACUUUUCACCUGAAAAUAAGCUUGGUGAGGGCGGCUUUGGACCCGUUUACAAGGGUAAGCUGUUGAAUGGGGAUGAGGUUGCUGUCAAAAGGCUAUCUGCGAGAUCAGGUCAAGGAUGGGAGGAGUUGAAAAAUGAGGCAAUGCUCAUUGCAAAACUCCAACACAACAAUCUUGUCAGGCUUUUGGGUUGCUGCGUUGAACGUGAUGAAAAGAUGCUUAUUUAUGAAUUCAUGCCUAACAGAAGUUUGGAUUUUUUCCUAUUCGAUGCAACAAAACGCACAAUUUUAGCUUGGGAAACCCGAGUUCGGAUAAUCCAAGGGAUUGCCCAAGGUCUUCUUUAUCUUCAUCAAUAUUCUAGGUUCCGAAUCAUUCAUAGAGAUCUAAAAGUUAGCAAUAUUUUGCUGGACAUCGACAUGAAUCCCAAAAUAUCAGAUUUUGGUUUGGCAAGACUAUUUGGUGGAAAUGAAUUGCAAGCAAAUACAAACCGGAUUGUUGGCACUUAUGGAUAUAUGUCUCCUGAAUAUGCAUUAGAAGGCAUUUUCUCAAUCAAAUCAGAUGUAUUUAGCUUUGGAGUCCUUUUGUUGGAAAUAAUAAGCGGCAAAAAGAAUACUGGUUUAUAUAAUACAAACUCCCUCAAUCUUCUUGGAUAUGCAUGGGACCUAUGGACAAGUGGGAGAGGAACAGAGCUGAUGGAUUCAGCGUUAAAGGAUGAAUCGAUACAGAAAAUUGUGGUGCGAAGAUACGUGAACAUAGCACUGCUUUGUGUUCAAGAAAGUGCAGAAGACAGACCGACCAUGUCUGAUGUUGUUUCAAUGCUUGGGAAUGAGAAUAUAGUCCUACCUUUUCCUAAGCCCAUAGCUUUCCUAAAUGUAAGGGGUAUCAGGACUUCAAGAUCAGACGGAAGCUCGGCAGAAAAUGUUUCUACUAAUAACAUGACUGCUUCGGUUAUGGAAGCAAGAUGAGUUUGUAUUUCCCUAUAUGUAUAUUACUUCUUAGCAAACAUUGCAGGUUUGCAAUAUAGGAGGUUUCUACUUCAUUUUCUGUUAUAUCUCAAUAAACUUGUAUAAAAAAUCAGGAAUGAAGUAAAGGAUUAGUAAGGAAA
This is a messenger RNA of Neltuma alba, 2719 nucleotides long. Its product is annotated as G-type lectin S-receptor-like serine/threonine-protein kinase At1g11330. The transcript is spliced from 7 exons. Lineage: Eukaryota; Viridiplantae; Streptophyta; Magnoliopsida; Fabales; Fabaceae. Gene Ontology annotation, biological process: protein phosphorylation; recognition of pollen. Bases 66 to 2579 code for a protein of 837 amino acids. The record is from RefSeq and is a predicted model, not a curated record. Gene Ontology annotation, molecular function: ATP binding; protein serine/threonine kinase activity. Gene Ontology annotation, cellular component: plasma membrane.